Molecule: messenger RNA, 678 nt
Organism: Emiliania huxleyi CCMP1516
Lineage: Eukaryota; Haptophyta; Isochrysidales; Noelaerhabdaceae
Exons: 3
Coding region: 1-678 (225 amino acids)
Molecular function (GO): nucleic acid binding; nucleotide binding
Source: RefSeq, a predicted model, not a curated record
AUGGGAGACGUGCCGCCCCCACCGGCGGGGCGGAGGCCCUCCGGGGGGAUCGCGCCACGCUGGAGUCGAGCCCUCUCGAGCCGCCGCUCCAGCAGGGGGAGUGGCUCGUCGCCCUCGAGCCCCAGCGACACGCUGUAUGUGCAGCUGGCUGCCUGGCGCUUCGAGCAAGCAAGGGCUUCCCGCACGGCGCCCGAAGCGGCGCUCAAAGAGGGAGUGCUCAGGGCCCUCGCCGAGACUGCGCCUGAGAGCGCAGAGGCAGUCCUAGGGGUGGAGGGCGUCGGAGUCACGAAGAUUGCGGCAGAGGAGAUUGCCUGCCUCGUGCGGCAGUGGAGAGCCUCAGUCGAGGCUGAAGAGGCCUUGGCGCUCUCCGCCGAGGCGGCGGCUCUCUGCGAACGCCGGCCUGACCUCUCGCUCACCGCAAUCCGCCACUGCCUCGAGCACCAGCGCGGACUGAAAAGGGACGGCCUGCUCGAUCGCUCGGACCACCUCCUCGCCGCCGUGCUCGCGGUGCCUGCCGUGUCCCUGACGCCCCCCAGCCGCGCCGCGAGCAAGGCGGCGCGGAAGGCGAGAGGCAACAGUGAACGCUUGCUCGGCCUUGGGAGUGUCUGGCCGCGCGCGAGCACCGGCCACGGGCUCGGCCCCGGCGGAUUGCGUGCCCCGACGAACGGCGACACAUAG